Molecule: messenger RNA, 3464 nt
Organism: Melanotaenia boesemani (Boeseman's rainbowfish)
Lineage: Eukaryota; Metazoa; Chordata; Actinopteri; Atheriniformes; Melanotaeniidae
Gene: vrtn
Product: vertebrae development associated
Exons: 3
Coding region: 332-2440 (702 amino acids)
Biological process (GO): regulation of transcription by RNA polymerase II
Cellular component (GO): chromatin
Source: RefSeq, a predicted model, not a curated record
CUACCUCUGUGGCCUCUGACACUUUGGCUUUUGUUAACACUUCACAUUGAAAUUGACCCUGGCUCGAUGUGAAGGGAGUGAUGAUGAGGAGGAGGAGGGCAGAGGGAGGUGUUUCACAGUGCGGAGAAAAAAAAAAAAAAAAAAAAAAGAGCGGAUCGGCGAUUGACAAUUUCCUGAUGGGAGGUGCCGCUUAUCAUUCCCCCAAAUCUCCCCUGCUCACCGCAGGACACUCUGGAGCUGCACGCUCGCAAUGGACUGAAACUCUCUGUGUGGAUUUAAUACUUAACCGGUGAAACCUUCCGCUGCGACUGCGUGACUUUCUUUGAGACUCAUGUUAGUCUCUGGACGUCCAGCCUUAAUGAGGCCUGCAGGUAUGAUUCCAAGGAGUGAGACUGUUCUGUCUUUCCUGCGAGAGCUCCAGGAGGCCACAGAGACUUCUGGCCUGGAUGCUGUGACCAGGGUGGCCCAGGAGGUUGAGCAGGUCCUCUCUCCAUUCCAGCUUCCCAAAACCCCCUGUCAGGAUAUCCCAAGGUGGGCAGGUGUGGACGACACAGCUCGUGGGUUAUACCCAGCUGAUGCACCCGGGGGUCUCCUGCCGCUGAAGUGUAAUGGAGAAGGCAACUUGCUGUUUGAUGCUGUUAGCAUGCUGCUUGUGGGUAACACUGGACUUAGCUUGGAGCUACAGGUACGAACUGUAGUGGAAAUGGUGCUGUGGAAGAGGUAUUACUUGUCUGGGAUGAUAGAUUCAAAAAUGAUGCUCCAGGCUGUUCGCUUCAGUUUGUGUGCAGAAGAGUCUGAAGACAUGCUCAACCUGCCUAUAACAGUCUUGGAGGCCAUCUUUGAUGCAGACGUGAAAGCUUCCUGCUUCCCCGGCUCCUAUGCUAACAUGUGGCAUCUGUAUGCUCUGUCAUCAGUUCUUCAGUUCAACAUCUACUCCAUCUACCCCAUGUUCAACCUCAAGAUCAGACCUUAUUUCAACCGACUCAUACGCCCCAGGAAGUGGCCUGAAGAUUCGCAGCCGCAAACCAUACACAUAAUGUGGUCUGGCGAGCUUCUGUCUGAGUCGUUCAGGCCAAAUUAUUUUGUUGGGUUUGUUCCGAGAAGUGCGCCCAUGAUUGGAAGCCCUGAAAGCGGGCAGAGCAUGUUGCAACUCAAAAGCCAAGAACACCAGGAUGCACAUCUUUCUUACCCAAGUCUGAAGGACAAGUACAACAUCACCAAGAGGACCUUCUACCGAUGGAAGAGGCAGACACAGGAGCACUGCAAAAAGUCUGCUGCUAGAUAUGAGGCUAAGUAUUUCCUACAGGCUUGCUACUUGGAAGGCAAGCUAAUUCCUUUGCACCAGUUUAAAGAGUUUUUUCCAGAGAUCUCCAGGUCAUCGUACUAUAACUGGAAGCAUGAGCUCUUGAAAUCUGGAGGAAACCUCUCUACCUCAUCUUCAACUGGAGAGAUUAGUCCCGGAGAGAGCACAGAGCAGGAAGCUUGGUCAUCACCGGAAGCAAAGCAGUAUGAGUCAGACCAGCAUGACAGCGUGGCCAGCAUGUUCGGCCUCAGCCUCGGCAGGCUGGAUGUGGAGCGGGCUCAGAAUGUAGCACAUAUGCAGGAAGCUAAGCGCUGUCUGCAGCAAUGCGUUGCCAUGAACACCUCCUUCCCUUUCAGGAUCUUCAAGAGGAAUUUUCCAGGAAUCUCUAGAUCAACCUACUACAACUGGAGGAGAGAAGCCAUGUUCAUUAAUAGGGGCUACAAAGGCAAUCUUGUCAGCAGCGAGGACAGCUCAGAUGCUGAUAAGAGUGAAAGCCCAAAGAGCCAGUCAGUGUUGUCCAGCAUUAAACCUCCCUUUGGAUCCAGGCCCAGGAUCUACAGACAAACACACAAAAGCUUCAGGGUGGCUUACAUGAGUAAAAAGCAACUUAGAGAAGCUGCAAAGUUGCAUGUCCAGAAAUCCAGAUGGUCCUUGACAAAGUUCAAGCUCAAGUUCCCAUCCAUGUCUUCUUGUCUUUAUUGGCUGUGGCGGAGCAGCCAGAACCACAAGAUGAAGAAGAAGAAGAUGAUGAUCAACCAGAGUGCAGAGCUCAAAGUCCCAGAGAGUCUGGAGAGCACAGCUGCAGAAAAUCAGACAACGGAGACUCCGAAAGAGCUCCCACUGAUCAACAUCCCUAAUUAUCUGGAAAGUUCCACUAUGCCCUCUUUUGAUGCGCCACAGCCAAAGCACACAUUUCACAGAAAGGUGGCCCCCAUAGAUAAGCAGGUGUUUGCCAUGGAUGUUGUAGCUUUGGCCAACUUCAAGGCCAAGGCCAAGCUCUUCCUGCAGCAACGCUUUGAAGAGAAAUCCUUCCCUACAUUCAAAGAAUUCCGGUCUUACUUCCCGUUCACUGCACGCUCAACGUACUACAUGUGGAAGCGAGCUUUGCAUCACGGAGUGUCACUGGUUCAUGGAUAAAUGUGCAAAGCUGCAAUCCCACUAAAAAUGGGAGCAAAAUGAGAGCAAGCUGUAGAACCUGCUGACCCCAAAAACGUCACCUUCAUGCUACUGCGUUAUAUAAACUACCUCCUUGUUGUUAACUUUAUGCUCUAAGAGAUUAAGAACAUUGGUUUAGCAUCUAAAUGCAUUGUGUCCUUCCUCUUCCCCACCACCUCAGAUCAUUCCUCCCUCCUGGACAUUUGCACAUGUGUGAAAAGAAACUACACUGUGGGUGUGUUUAAACCCUGCAUGUUGCCCUCCAGGCAAAAGGCAGUUCAAAGCUGUUGUUUUGUGCCAUUUUGUUUGAAGCUUUUUCUUCUGCAUUCGUUUUAAUCCAUUUUUUCACAUAGGGCCUUCAUUUUUUUUGUGUGUGUGUGUAGGUGUAAAAGCAUGCACAUCUGCCUUCUGUUGCAUGUAAUAACUGACUUGUGAGGUCUUUUGUAGUUUAAAGAUGUUUUUUUGUUUUCUAUUAUUAUUUCUUUGAAUGUAAAGAACAGCUUACAUUAGUUUUCUGAGAUCAGUCUUUUUUCCUUUGCUCAAACAUCUCUUGCAAACAAAGGUCCAGUCCUGUUGUGUAUUUCUUUGAUUAUCCAACUCUGGGAUUCACUUGGUGCACUGAAGUUAGGUGGUUAUAGAAACGUUUUGGUAUUUUAAAAUGCCCCUUUCUUUUUAAAAACAUGAUGAAACUGAGUUUUGUCACACUAAAAUUGCACUGAAAUGCUUCCCAUUAUACUGUUGAAUGUAUUUUCUUAGCUGUUAUGCACAGUUUGAUUUACUUCCUGACAAUUUUCUUUUAAGAAAUAACUUGAGGUGAAUAUAGAUGAUUUUUUUUAUUCUUCUGCAUUUCAAAACUACCUAUUUCCCUAAAAUAUUGGGGAAAAUAAGCCUUUAUGAGCCACUUUGGUGUACUGUACUUUACAUGCACAGAUGUAUUUUGCAGACAUGCCAAUUUAAAAGUUAUAGAUUCAUUUUUUUUUUACAUUUGUACUCCAUAUAUUUAUUU